Messenger RNA from Sciurus carolinensis (gray squirrel), 3497 nucleotides. It is a transcript of the gene Ccdc71, whose product is annotated as coiled-coil domain containing 71. The record is from RefSeq and is a predicted model, not a curated record. The transcript has 2 exons. The coding region runs from base 478 to 1797 and encodes 439 amino acids. NCBI's taxonomy places the organism in Eukaryota, Metazoa, Chordata, Mammalia, Rodentia, Sciuridae.
CGCAGCGGGCGGCCAUGUUGGAGCAUCGGAGGCGGCGCAGAGGCGCGUCCUGGGUCCCCGCGGCGGCGCCGGUAGGUUGGAGCCGCAGGCCUAGCCGCGACGCGGAGUGGCGGCCUGUGAGGCGGCAGGGCGGAGGGGCCGGGCGGCUGACUUUCCGAACCCGCGUUCUCCGCCGGUUUGGCCCAGACCCCCGCCCCUCCCCCAUUCAGCGACCCCACCCUGGGGCUGCACGGUAGGGGUCGAGCUAGGACGGCCCACCCCACACAUUUUGCUGCCGCUGUGACCCCCGCCUCCCCUCUGCCGUUCGGGCCCCAGGGACGCGGACUCCCAGCCAGAGGGCCCCGAUAUGCCCCCUGACCCCAUUUCACUUGGCUGGCGCCUCGCCCGACCCCAUCUUCGGUCAACUUCCCCUGCUGGCCCCAGAGGUGCCAAGUGCUGAUUUGCGGAUACCUAGGCAGAUCUGCAGUGCCUAAUGCCAUGAGUGUGGUGGUGCAGCAUGUGGAGGAAAAAGCUGUGCACUCCUGGUCUCGCAUCUCCACAGCAGGGAAGAAGGCCCUGGAAGAGGCGUUGCUUGUCUUUAACCCUAUGAGCCAGGAUCUCAGUGCCACAGAGGCCCAGCUUGUGGCCUUCCUACAGGGCCUGCGAGAUGAUGGCUUCCAACCUACCAUUCUGCGCAGUGGUGAUGUCUAUGGGUAUAGUUCAUGUACAGCCAACCCUCCAAGCCAGACGAAACUACAAGCUCGUGCCCCCAUCCCAGCUACCACGUCACCUCCAGCCAGUGCUCCCCGAACUGCCAUGCAGCUGCCCUCAGGCAGGGCCACACUGCUCCCCAUGCCACUGUCUGGCAGGCUGGCCAAAGGGUCCACACCAGCCCUCGCCAAACACGCUACCACCAACCUGCUGCUGAGUUCCCUGAAGCAGUCAAGUGCCAGCCGUGCCAAAGGUGCAACAGUGGGCUUCCCUGCUCACCUGUAUCCAGGUGUCUACCCUGCCAUGCGGCUUUCUGUUGUCCUUGAGGCUCUGGUUCCAUUCAAGACUCCCGUGCCUUGCUUAGGUGCCAAGGCACAGUCACUAAAACUUUCACUUGGGGACUCUCCCCUGAAACUACGAAAAGGUUCAGGGAAGGGUCCAGGGAACCCCCGGCCCAAAGCUCCCAGAAAAACCACAAACAAGGGCCCUAAGUGUAUGACUCCCAAAGGCCCUGGGUCUGGAUCCCAACAAGGAACUGGGCUCCAGAGCAAGACCUGUAGAACCACUGGUUCCCUCAGUGGCCUGCAAAUGAAAGGGCAGUCUGCCCUGAGCACCAAAUCAGCCCAGGCCAAGGCAGCUCGAACACUAACCAAAGCUGCCUGUGCCCAUGCCAGUGUGGUUCGAACGCAGGCCAAGGCAACCAAAGCCAAGGCAGCACAGGUCAAGGCUAAGGCCAAGGCAGUGCGGGCCAGGGCCAAGGCCAAGGUGGCUCGGACACAGCCCAAGGGCAGGGGCAGGCCAAAGGGAUCUGCUCAAUCCAGGACUGCAAGGAAGGGCCAGAAAAGCCACUCUGAGACUGUGGGGCAGAAGAGGAAAAGGGCUGAGGAAGCAAAGGACCUUCCUCCCAAGAAGAGAACACGGCGUGGGCCCCAAUCUCCUAAGGCAUGGCUGGGACCAGGAACAGCAAAACUACUAAAGUUCCAGGCCAUAAAGGUAGACAGGCAGUCCUCAGAUGAUGAGGUUCGACAGCGAGCCCAGCAGAUACUCCGUGUGAACCUGUCUCCUAUAAUAUGGCUCCAGCCAUUGCUGCCAUACUCAACAGCCUGAUUCCUUCAUACAGCAAUGUUUGAGAAAACAGCCCAACUUUGUGUGUGGCCAGUGGCACAGUGUGCCAUGCCUGUGGACUCUGCAACCUUGAGGAUUCUGGGUACCUCAUCAGGGCCCCAGCGACUGCCAGUCUCCUUUCAGAAACUGGAGGAUUUGUGGUGGGGUGGGUGGUGGGAGGGGUGUUCUUAUGGUGCAAUGCACUGUACUUGUUCUUCAAGUUGUAUGUCCACUGUUCCAUCUAUCACGUUUUAUACCUUUCCACCUUCUAGUCUUCCUGCCCACCCUCCAUGGUAUUUUUUUGUGUGUGUGGCUGCUGGCAAACCAGCUUGAGCAUAUAGGGAACGUAGUCUCAGGACUGUCAGAGAGGGUCCUAAAAGUAGCCUGAACCAGGUCAUCAAUUUGAGUGAUAAGGUGGGAUGGCAGAAGGGGAAGCUCCUAGGCCCCUCUGGAAAGAUGAGUGAGAACUUGGGUACUGACUUCUGUGGGUAUGUGGGAGACAUCCCAUGGGUGCAAGGGUAAAGCCACCGUGAGGUAGGACACCUCACCUUGAGGCUGCCCCAGAUUUUAUCCAGUCAGACCCCAUAUAGUGGGACUGGGCAACUCAGUGGGGAACCUUGCAGCUAGCAGUAUUUUAGGCCAGGGAAGGGAGACUGGUGGCCAAGCAGACAGCCUGGCUUUGUCUGGGAUAGAGUCAGACUUAAAGGGGUUGAGGUGCCUCUCCUGAGAAUAUACUAACCUCUGUUUCUCCAGUUGGUGGCAAAGGACUGGGCAUUGAAUUAGGAUCAUAGAGCCUGCCUUCACUGACCAAAGAAUUUUUGUAGUGUAUCUGUGUUAGUGUUGUGAGGAGAGUUUCCACCUCUGCCUCAUCGGCAGUGCUUUCCAAAUGCUCUGUUUACUCCCAGGUGCAGUUUCGCCUCCUAACACAGACCUGUAUGUUUCAGGCAUUAUUGGCAUAUCCUGCUUUAGAGAAAGGACUGGGCCUUGAAUGGAACCAGGUGCCCUGCCCAUCUCUGUGGUCCAUCACUGUUUGAUGAGGCUGAAUGGCAGUGCCUGGGGCCAUAGAGAGGGAGACACAUUUGCCCAGAGGUUCCUGGGGACAGCCUUUUAGGGCUUGCGGGGAGAGGAGAGUAUUGUUUGAACGAGAGUCAGAUCAUUUCUAUCUGUGGUUUGUCUGGGCCUCACUAUUGCCAAUUGCCCUGAAUGAUGGACCUGUGGAGAAGCUCUGGGUGCUCCCCUCCCCCUUUCUUCUGCUUCUGGAUACUGCUAUGUAAUUAACGAUUAACAUCCUUCCCCUGGGUGUAUUGUCCUCUCUUGGUUCCCCAAGCUCUGAGGACAUAUUUAAACAACUGUGCUAUAAUCCUACAAUCCUGCAUGCUACUUAACCCCGAUGGGUUCUGCUUUCAGUGUGAGUAUGCAGUGUGAGUAUGGGCUACACACUACUUCUUCAAGUGUAGCCCAGUUUGGGACCCACUGUAUUCUCCCUUAGGCCUGAUUCCAGCUCCCACCAGGCAGGACUCCCAGUAGGGUUGGGCCCCUUCUUCCAGUUCUGCUGCUGCCACCAGUGGGUGAGGGAUUGGUUGUUUGCAAGAGAGCCAACCAGAAGGGGAGGAGGCAUCUGACCUCCUGAUGGGGUAGGGUGAGGUAGGGGUAUCUCAGAUCUCUACUUAAGACUACCCCUCCCCGUCCCAGUUCCUAGAUCA